Cercospora beticola is the source of this 2199-nucleotide messenger RNA. Its product is annotated as endonuclease III domain-containing protein. Gene Ontology annotation, biological process: base-excision repair, AP site formation; nucleotide-excision repair; base-excision repair. NCBI's taxonomy places the organism in Eukaryota, Fungi, Ascomycota, Dothideomycetes, Mycosphaerellales, Mycosphaerellaceae. The record is from RefSeq and is a predicted model, not a curated record. Gene Ontology annotation, cellular component: nucleus. Gene Ontology annotation, molecular function: DNA-(apurinic or apyrimidinic site) endonuclease activity; oxidized pyrimidine nucleobase lesion DNA N-glycosylase activity.
AUGCGUACGUCACGUAUAUCCAAAGAUACGGCACGCAUUGUCAAUGCGCUGACACCACCAAGAAGAGCUGCCGCGCAGCAUGCCUUGCGAAGAUUCACCAAUGGCGAUGCGGACCAAACGAGCACCGCUUCGACAACGUCCGACACCGAGCUCACCGAUCCAGCGACGCUGAGCCCCGGGGCAUCGGAGCCUGCAUCGAAUGGCUCCGCACGAAAGAGAAAGCGUGGAAAUACCGCGACUUCUGCGACCACGCUAAGCGUACAAUCCACGACCGAAGUCCGCAGAUCGCCACGCAAGGCCCCCAAGCUUGAGAAACCAGAGGAUGACGAGGAUGAAGAGGAGGACGACAAAGCCGGGUUAGCAGCAGGAGGGCCAGUCAAAAGGAUACGCAAAGCCAGACGUCAACCCUCCAAGAAGAUCAAGAGCGAAGAUGGUACAGUCCAAGUCGAGCCACCCGCAAACUGGGAGCAACUCUACAACCUCACAUCAGAAAUGCGCAAAAACAUUGUGGCCCCAGUCGAUACAAUGGGCUGCGAGUCUCUCGCCGAGAAGGAUCGUUCCCCCAUAGACCAACGUCUUCAAACUCUGAUAGCACUUAUGCUCUCUUCUCAAACCAAAGACACAGUAACAGCCGUCGCAAUGAAGAAUCUCCAAGAAGGCCUACCCGGGGGUUUCAAUCUCGACGCUCUCCUCAACAUCUCGCCCGAGGAUCUGAACUCCAUGAUCAACAAAGUCGGCUUCCACAACAACAAAACCAAAUUCAUCAAACAAGUCGCUGUAAUCCUGAAAGAGAAAUUCAAUAGCGACAUCCCUGAUUCCAUCGGAGGACUCGUUUCUCUUCCAGGUGUAGGUCCCAAAAUGGCGUAUUUGACCAUGUCAGCCGCGUGGGGCAAAGAUGAAGGCAUUGGAGUAGAUGUUCAUGUGCAUCGGAUUACGAAUUUGUGGGGCUGGCAUAAGACGAAUAAUCCGGAACAGACGAGGCUGGAGUUGGAGAGUUGGUUGCCGAAGGAGAAGUGGCAUGAGAUCAAUCACUUGUUGGUUGGCUUGGGGCAGACGGUUUGUUUGCCUAUUGGGAGGAGGUGUGGGGAGUGUGAUUUGGGAGUGCGAGGAGUUUGUCCUGGGGCUGUGGCGGGCAGUCCGAAGAAGAGGAGGGUGAAGAAGGAGGUUGAGAUUGAGGUCAAGAAAGAGGAGGUUGUGGUGAAGAAGGAGGAGGAGACUGUUGUGGAGGCGGAUGAUCAGGCCGCUGUUGUCAAUAUCAAGUCCGAGGAUUUAGGGGAGGUGGAAAUGGAGGUGGGAUUGCAGGGGAGCCGAAUACCAGACAUUGAAGACAUUGCGGCUAUGCGAUAGCAUAUCAAGCCCUUGGAUCCCGGGUCGCGCAAGUAACGUGCCCUUGGGCGUUCUGCAAGACGAGCCGACAUGCACAAUAUUUAGGCAAGUGUACAUGCGUGGACACCGAGCAGGCUUUCCAAGAACAGCUCGUCGGGCGCAUUCUACUGCACUUGACUUGUUUGAUCUCACCGCAACUUUGAUCGUUGCCAAAGUCAAGGACAGCCUUACCGACAGCAUCAAUUCAGUCUACAUCUUGAUCGCAAUCGAGACUGAGGCUGAGAGGCAUCAGUGCAGCAACCAGCUUGCAAUUAAAUCUCUCCCAGUUGUCUACAACUGGUUUGACCUGCCACGAACAGUAAAGAUGAGACGAGACCCAGCUCUAUGAUCCACCAUUCCAAAUGCAUGCCUGCCAGACAUCAUCACAUGCAAGAUCGCAAGCUUUGGGCUCAUACUAUAAGGCGGUUUCAGUAGGCGUCGUUCGUUCGUUGAAGAUGGAGGAGAAACCUACUACGGCAAGACAAGCGACGAAGCAAGCGUCCACCACUGCGUUGCAAUCUUCAGGUUUCUGAAUUGGAUCUGGACCAUUGGGUGGGUCUUGAGGAGCUGCUGCGAUCAUUGUCGAAGUUGACAACAAAAGGAGUGGAUUAAUGCGCGUCUUGAGAGGGGAUCAACUGGACGGUCGUGGUGUUCGUUCGAGUUGGAUGGUACACUCGGUGGCUCGGUGCAGAGUGGAAGGAGUGAGAGAGAUAGAGGUGCUGAUGAGAUUGUGACAGCGACUUUAUCAGUUUUCGAGGCACUUGAGGCCUAAGCUACGAAGUGUGGCCAAGAGCUGACACGAGGCUUUAGACAGUAAAGCAUAGGUUACUAAUG